CUCUCUCUCUCACUCUCACGUACGCACCGGUCGAACCUCUCUGUAUACUCGCAUAUUCAUCAGAUCCCACAACCCCCAAAAGCCAAAGCGAUCUCUCACUUUCUCUCUCUCUACGCUCCUCCCUCUCUCUAUCUCGGUAAGUCCUCACACUUCUCUCUUUGAUUUUACUGCUACCCAAAAAAGGCGAGCCGCGAGCCCUAUUUCCGUUUGCUUCGGGCAGACGACGAACCACGUUUCAGCUAUUGGUCUAGGGUUUCGGUAAUCCUCCUCUACCUUCAAGCAUUUUAUAGGCCAUGUUUGGUUGCCGAGAAAGUUCAGGAAAUGCACAUACUACAUUUGCGAGCAUGAUGGUUUCUGGUAACGUUUGAAUUAAAAAGGACGAAGAUACUUAUUCUAUAACGUCAAGCUCUUCAACUAGAGUCCUUUAGAUUUGGGAGUCUACUUUGAAGCCAGAAGAUGCAGAGGCCUCCACCAGAAGACUUUUUGUUGAAGGAGACCAAUCCCCAUCUCGGAGGGGGAAAGGUCACUGGUGAUAAGCACACAAGCACCUAUGACCUCGUUGAACAGAUGCAGUAUCUCUAUGUGCGUGUUGUGAAGGCCAAGGACUUGCCUGCAAAAGAUGCCACCGGUAGUUGUGACCCAUACGUGGAAGUAAGGCUCGGAAACUACAAGGGUACGACUCGGCACUUUGAGAAGAAGUCGAAUCCUGAGUGGAACCAGGUGUUUGCUUUCUCGAAAGACCGGCUUCAGGCUUCAGUGCUUGAGGUUACUGUGAAGGAUCAUGAUUUGGUGAAGGAUGAUUUCAUUGGUCGGGUUUUCUUUGAUCUGAAUGAGGUUCCAAGAAGGGUUCCCCCGGAUAGUCCUUUAGCGCCUCAGUGGUAUAGAUUGGAUGAUAAGAAGGGGGAUAAGGUCAGGGGGGAGCUGAUGCUGGCUGUUUGGAUGGGUACGCAAGCUGAUGAAGCAUUUUCUGAAGCUUGGAAUUCAGAUGCAGCGGGAGUUGGGGGAACUGAUGGUCUUUCUAGUAUGCGAUCAAAGGUAUACCUCUCUCCUAAGCUUUGGUAUUUGAGGGUCAAUGUAAUUGAAGCUCAGGACUUGCUGCCGAGUGAUAAGGGUAGGUUCCCCGAAGUUUUUGUCAAGGCUACUUUGGGAAACCAGGUUUUAAGAACCAGAGUUUCUCAAAGCAGGACUAUCAAUCCUAUGUGGAAUGAGGAUUUAAUGUUUGUAGCAGCAGAGCCAUUUGAGGAACCCUUGAUUUUGAGUGUAGAAGAGAGAGUUGCAUCUAACAAGGAUGAAGUUCUGGGGAAAUGCGCAAUUCCUUUGCAGUAUGUUGAUAGGAGGUUGGAUCAUAGACCUGUCAACACUAGGUGGCAUAAUCUUGAAAAGCAUGUCAUUGUAGAGGGGGAGAAGAAGAAGGAAACCAAAUUUUCCAGCAGGAUUCAUAUGAGGAUCUGCUUGGAAGGUGGUUAUCACGUCCUGGAUGAAUCAACGCACUAUAGCAGUGACCUUCGUCCGACGGCAAAACAGUUGUGGAAGCCCAGCAUUGGGGUACUGGAACUCGGAAUUCUAAAUGCUCAGGGGCUGAUGCCGAUGAAGACAAAAGAUGGUCGUGGAACAACAGAUGCCUAUUGUGUGGCAAAAUAUAGCCAGAAGUGGGUUAGGACAAGGACGAUCAUUGACAGCUUCACACCCAGGUGGAAUGAGCAGUAUACAUGGGAGGUAUACGAUCCUUGUACGGUCAUAACAAUUGGGGUGUUUGAUAACUGUCACUUGCAUGGUGGAGAUAAGGCUGUAGGGGCCAAGGAUUUAAGAAUUGGGAAGGUAAGGAUUCGUCUCUCCACCCUUGAAACCGAUCGGGUUUAUACACACUCAUAUCCUCUUUUGGUUCUACACCCCAAUGGGGUGAAGAAGAUGGGUGAAAUUCAUUUGGCUGUGAGGUUCACUUGCUCCUCUUUGCUUAAUAUGAUGCACAUGUAUUCACAUCCAAUUUUGCCUAAAAUGCACUAUCUUCAUCCAUUAACCGUUAGCCAGCUUGAUAACUUGAGACAUCAGGCAACUCAAAUCGUAUCAAUGAGGUUGAGCCGGGCUGAGCCACCUCUGAGGAAAGAGGUGGUUGAGUAUAUGUUGGAUGUUGGCGGGAACAUGUGGAGUAUGAGGAGGAGCAAAGCAAACUUUUUCAGGAUUAUGGGAGUUUUUGGUGGGUUAAUCGCUGUGGGAAAAUGGUUUGACCAGAUUUGCCACUGGAAAAACCCCAUCACAACUGUAUUGAUUCACAUUUUGUUUAUAAUACUGGUCAUGUACCCUGAGCUCAUCUUACCUACAAUUUUCCUCUACCUGUUCUUGAUUGGGGUUUGGUAUUAUAGAUGGAGGCCAAGACAUCCUCCUCACAUGGACACUCGCCUUUCUCAUGCCGAUUCUGCACAUCCUGAUGAACUUGAUGAAGAAUUUGAUACAUUUCCAACUACCCGGCCUUCUGACAUAGUAAGGAUGCGAUAUGAUCGGUUGAGAAGUAUUGCUGGGAAGAUUCAGACUGUAGUUGGUGACUUAGCUACUCAAGGAGAGAGGCUACAAUCUCUAUUGAGCUGGCGAGAUCCAAGAGCAACAGCUCUGUUUGUGAUUUUCUGUCUGGUUGCUGCUAUUGUACUCUAUGUUACACCAUUCCAAGUUGUGGCCCUUGUCACAGGAUUUUUUAUUUUGAGACAUCCAAGGUUUCGUCAUAAGCUUCCUUCAGUACCGAUAAAUUUCUUCAGGAGGUUGCCUGCCAGAACAGACUGCAUGUUAUGAGCAAAGAGUGAUUGCUUUGAGUGGAAUGGAACUGAGUUCCCCCUCUUUCCUGUUAUAACGAGGAGAAGAAGUGAGAACAAAUGUAGCAUGUCUGCUUCAACCUCUGGCAGCGGCCGUUGGGUUCUGUGUUACCUUCCUCUGGAGGUGCAGUAGGUUUUGUGGAUUUGUUUUAAUGGAUGGCAUUUGUAGUAUUUCUGUUUGAAGCUUGACUUUAUAUUAAUCAUGCAUUGUUCACCUAUAAUUUUGUAGGUUGUGAAUCUGACUAUUGCUGAACUAUCUCUAUGCUAAUGAUAUUUGCUAGAUUUUAGGAUGGAAUUAGCUUCUUUUUCUUUAUCAAACGAUUGAGAAGUAUAUCCUGUUUUGAUGUGGAAUGGUCCUGAAAUAUUAGUAUUUUGCUCCUGA
Juglans regia (Persian walnut) is the source of this 3183-nucleotide messenger RNA. RefSeq names its product FT-interacting protein 3-like. The transcript has 3 exons. Bases 457 to 2781 code for a protein of 774 amino acids. The record is from RefSeq and is a predicted model, not a curated record. Lineage: Eukaryota; Viridiplantae; Streptophyta; Magnoliopsida; Fagales; Juglandaceae.